Messenger RNA from Miniopterus natalensis, 546 nucleotides. It is a transcript of the gene TXNDC17, whose product is annotated as thioredoxin domain containing 17. Lineage: Eukaryota; Metazoa; Chordata; Mammalia; Chiroptera; Miniopteridae. Gene Ontology annotation, cellular component: cytosol. Gene Ontology annotation, molecular function: protein-disulfide reductase [NAD(P)H] activity. The record is from RefSeq and is a predicted model, not a curated record.
GGUGCCGCCCCGCGCCUCCCCGGGCGGCCCGCAGUCCCGGGAGCGCUCUCCGAUGGCCCCGUACGAGGAGGUGAGUGUGUCCGGCUUCGAGGACUUCAGCCGAGCUGUGGAGCAGCACAAAGGCAAGACCAUUUUCGCCUACUUUACCGGUUCUAAGGACGCCGACGGGAAAAGCUGGUGCCCCGACUGCGCGCUGGCCGAACCAGUCGUACGAGAGGGACUGAAGCAUAUUUGUGAAGGAUGUGUGUUCAUCUACUGCCAAGUAGGAGAAAAACCUUAUUGGAAAGAUCCAAAUAAUGACUUCAGAAAAAACCUGAAAAUAACUGCAGUGCCUACACUACUUAAAUAUGGAACACCUCAAAAACUGGUAGAAUCGGAAUGUCUUCAGGCCAACCUCGUGGAGAUGUUGUUCUCUGAAGAUUAAGAUUUGAUUAUGACAAUUGUGUCUUGAUUUCCUGAUUUGCUCUAGUAUAAAAGAAACUGCAUGCUUGCUUUGAAUUCAUGUUAGACAUAAAUAAAUGAUGUAAAAAAACUGGCAUGUCUAAA